This is a messenger RNA of Alternaria ventricosa, 738 nucleotides long. RefSeq lists its product as uncharacterized. The transcript is spliced from 4 exons. Lineage: Eukaryota; Fungi; Ascomycota; Dothideomycetes; Pleosporales; Pleosporaceae. Bases 1 to 738 code for a protein of 245 amino acids. The record is from RefSeq and is a predicted model, not a curated record. Gene Ontology annotation, molecular function: calcium ion binding; monooxygenase activity.
AUGUCUGAAGUGAGGAGGCAUUCCGAGCGACUCACCAACGGAGAUGAUGGAGUGGUGAGCUCAAUUCGUGACGUGCCUGUCACCGAGCAACGAAGACCGUACGUGAGCACAAAAGGCUCAAAGCUUCAACACACCGGUACCGCCCGUGCAAAUCUCGCUCCAUCAGCAGAGUCGCCUCAAGGUACCAAAGGCUGGGCGGAGCAGCAUUCUCACCAGACUGUUCUGCAACAACAUUGCGACUUCUUUGAUCGCGAUCACGAUGGGAUCCUAUGGCCACAAGACACAUUCGUAGGCUUCUAUCGUCUCGGAUUCGGUGUCAUUCUAUCCAUGAUCGCGGUGUUCGUGAUUCAUGCGAACUUCUCAUACCCUACAUGCGAGGGUUGGCUGCCUGACCCGUUCUUUCGUCUUUUUCUUAAGAAUGUGCAUAGGGACAAGCAUGGCAGUGAUACCGGGACAUACGACCACGAAGGGCGCUUUCUGCCACAGAAGUUCGAGGACAUAUUCGCGAAGUAUGCUGAGGGGAGGGACUACCUAACGAUCUGGGACGUAAAGAACGUGCUCGCAGGGCAACGGUGCAUUGCUGAUCCGAUUGGAUGGGGUGGUGCCUUUUUUGAAUGGAUUGCCACGUACAUAAUGCUUUGGCCUGAAGAUGGCCGAAUGAUGAAGGAAGAUAUCCGUGGCAUUUACGACGGUAGUAUAUUCUACACUCUUGCUGCGAGACGAGAGAAGGGCUCGUGA